AUGGCCCAUCUAACGACGCUGCCAAACGAGAUCCUUCACAACAUUCUGCAAUGGCUGGCGCCGAAGGACCUCGAGUCGCUACCCCGCGUCUGUAAAGCACUUCACAGCUUCGUGAAAGGGAAUCAGAAGUUGUGUGAAGACAUUUAUAUUCAUCAUUUUGAUUCGCCUCCCGAUGAUGACAGACUUGAUUGGGAGACUGAGUUGCAUGAUAUCGUCAAGCUCGAGAAUAUCUGUCACCGUGACAAUGUUGAAGACAAGGAGGGUGAGCUGAGUUUUGUAUACAAAGUAGUGACUCGACUGCUUAAGCAUGCCUCACCCGCAAGCCAUGCUGUGGAAACAUCCGACACUCAGUAUGCGUCCAGGAACGCAGACUUUCUCAAUGCCCUCUUUGAAGACGAGUCCAACCGUAAAGCCUUUCUUCAGAAGUCGUCUCUGUUUGAGAGGGUCUACAGAACUCAGCACCACCCGUUCCCGGCUUUGGAUAAGAAGCAACAACAAGAAAGCGCCAAGCUCCACUGCUUAUACGGCAAGCCAAUUCUUGAGACUGGAAGAUUGCGAUCCGCGAGGACGUACCCUUAUGCGUGUUCUAAAGUCUAUGAUAUUCGGCAGUACACCAACCGGACUCGAUGGGGCCCCUUCAUGGAUGAAGCUGGCGAUUUAAAAGUAGAUUGGGAGAAGGUGGAGGCAAUCCUCAUUGUACUCGGAAGUAACAUUUACACCAAGAAGCUCACGCGGCUCUUCAACGAUGUUUGGGACAGCCCUUUCUCUGGGUCGUGGAAAGGCAGCUUCAUAUCCUCCCCCAUUACCGACCAGUCGUCACUGGAUGCCAUGGAUCCAUACGGCGUGACCGGCACUUGGUAUAGAAUUGUAUGUUUCCUUGACUACAACGAUUUCUUUAGUUACAACUUCACCAACCCCGAACGAGACGAAUCCCCUCUUCACACGCUCGAUGUUGGGGAAGCUACUCGUCUUAUCAUUAUGAGGAUUCACGUCACAAAAAUCGAGCAGGCCGGACCGGAUUCGGAGUACUCCUCGGAUCUACCUAUCGUCCAUUAUGAGGGCAUCUCUCGCCCGCUUGAUGAUUCUUGGGACGACAAUGCGUCAUCUGAUCUCCGAGGCACUGUUGGCUUGACCAAGGAGGGCGAAGUACGAUGGACAUCAGUGUCCAUCUUUCAGGGACACGAGCGUUGGAAAUCAGAAGGCGUACAGCUCAGCGGUCCAAAAAGUGGCAAAGUUAUCGGUAACUGGUUUGAUAGAGACUACGACCCUCAUGGACCUUGUGGGCCAUCUGCCUUCUGGAAGGCCAGCGACUCGGAGACGGCGCAUGGUACGCACGCUGUUCUUCCCAGAAACUUUCUCCUAUGGAGCGCACUGAUUCAGAUGGAAGACUCUGAUCCAGAGGGCGAUAUGGAGUACACUAUGGAGAAUGAAGAGGAAGAGGAAGAGGAUGAUUCUGAAUCCGAGCCGGUAGCGAAUGAGCUGCCAGAGCUGUUACUGGAUGCGGAAUUGGAGAUUAUCGAGAUUACCCACCACAUCGAGGAUCAUCCAGAGCCGUCAUCUGGGGCUUGA
Messenger RNA from Trichoderma breve, 1569 nucleotides. RefSeq names its product f-box domain-containing protein. Bases 1 to 1569 code for a protein of 522 amino acids. The record is from RefSeq and is a predicted model, not a curated record. NCBI's taxonomy places the organism in Eukaryota, Fungi, Ascomycota, Sordariomycetes, Hypocreales, Hypocreaceae. Gene Ontology annotation, molecular function: protein binding. The transcript has 6 exons.